Molecule: messenger RNA, 949 nt
Organism: Pyricularia oryzae 70-15
Lineage: Eukaryota; Fungi; Ascomycota; Sordariomycetes; Magnaporthales; Pyriculariaceae
Product: 30S ribosomal protein S12
Exons: 3
Coding region: 116-640 (174 amino acids)
Biological process (GO): translation
Cellular component (GO): small ribosomal subunit; ribosome
Molecular function (GO): structural constituent of ribosome
Source: RefSeq, a predicted model, not a curated record
GUGCGAUUCAGGGAGGCCCAAUUGCCUGGGCUAACCAAAAAGUUCAGAAUCGAGUUAACCGCGACAGCAACUGCAUCAAUCACCGUGAUAUAUUCUACGGGCGGCUGUUUCCACAAUGUCGGCCCCUUUCCUUCGGCAACUCCUUACGCCGGCCCUCCGGAGGCCUGCUCUUCCUCGAUUCAUAGCACCUAAGCCAGUCUUGAAGCCCAUAAUUCCGAGGCGGACAUUCGCGAGCACGACACCACAAUGCGCGACGCUGAUGCAAGUUCUUAGGGGCUGCCGGAAAGCCCAACGAGCUCGCCACGCCGUCUCGCCCGCUCUUGCCAACGCUCGCGCCCCCUGCAUGAAGGGCGUCUGCAUCAAGGUCGGAAUCACGCGGCCCAAGAAGCCCAACUCAGGCGAGCGAAAGACCGCCCGUGUCCGUCUGUCCACAGGUCAAACGAUUACCGCCUAUAUUCCCGGCGAGGGCCACAACAUCCAGCAGCACUCUGUUGUUUUCGUUCGCGGUGGAAGGAGUCAGGAUUGUCCUGGUGUGCGGUAUCAUCUGAUCAGGGGUGCUGGCGACUUGUCCGGUGUCACAGGCCGUAGCUCAAGCAGGAGCAAAUACGGCACCAAGAAGCCGAAGAAGGCGGUUACUUAAGUGAGGGUAGCAUGUAACAAUGGCCGGAAGUUGCUGUUAGGCCAAGUUCGAAAAAGAGUACUGCGGCAUUCAGCCUGCCUGUGUAAUGAACAUCAGUGUAUUAUAUUUCGAACAAUUUGGGGCAAAAUACCAUGUUGUCAAAACAUAUCACCAGGUAUUCCAACACGUUGCUUAGGCUCAAUCCCGUGAAGAAUAGGAUCCAUUUGGAAAAUGCAACGUGAGUAUACGGUCCGUCUCCCUCAGAACCAUAUCAACGGAUAUCUAAAUUCCAUCCAAAUACGUCUCGUGUCCCAGUGCCCUCAAGCGCCC